Biomphalaria glabrata is the source of this 3327-nucleotide messenger RNA. Its product is annotated as ninjurin-1-like. The transcript has 6 exons. The record is from RefSeq and is a predicted model, not a curated record. Lineage: Eukaryota; Metazoa; Mollusca; Gastropoda; Planorbidae. The coding region runs from base 455 to 1105 and encodes 216 amino acids. Gene Ontology annotation, biological process: cell adhesion; tissue regeneration. Gene Ontology annotation, cellular component: membrane.
AGGGCAAAUUACUCACUGGUAUAAUUCUGGUGUGUGAGUAUGCACAGAACACAUUUUUUUUUCCUCCCCGAGUUAUUAUUCUUUGAAAAAAGUAGUUGUCAAGAAAAUAGAACUGGCAUAUAAAACUAUCGACAGUCAAAUCGUAUUGAUCGAAAGUUUUCGGACGGAUUUAUAAAAGUGAUGACACACUAGAUUCAUCAGUUCAUCUAAGAGGAAGGUCUAAUGCUUCGGGCAAAGAUGAACUUGAUCUAUAAAUAGAGGGAUGUAACACUUUAUCCAGGCCAAAGUGAUUUUCAAUGAGAUAUCUGCACUUCGUUGAUGUAGUGUUUGAUCUGAUUUGUUCCAGUCUUUCACGUCUGCUGAUAUUUGGAUAACGUUUGUGAGUUUUUGUUGCCGCAAAGAUUAUCUCUGAUUUGACAGUUUCAUAAAAUGAAAAACACGAAAUUAUAAUAAGAUGAGCAACGAGAAGUCAGAGAUAGCCAGUUCUGAAACUCGAUUCAGUAAACUUCAUAAUACAGAGACUUCAAUGACUGAAGAGACCAUGAGAGCUUCCAGCGUCCACCCAGUGUCCAGGGAACAUGAGAAUAAUGUUGGUGUUCCAGACGAUGCGGAUGGCGUUGACCCACUCACACCUGAAUCGUUUGCUCCCUUGUUAUCAACGAAUCAGUUCCUGGUUAGGAAAAUGGCAUCACAGGCCUUGAUGGAUGUAGCGUUGAUGAUGGCGAAUAUAUCACAACUACGAACCCUUAUAUACGCAGGUCCAAGUCACAUGGAGUACUAUUACCCGCUGUUAAGUCUCGUCUGUCUCUCGCUUGCUGCCCAGCUUGUCUUCGCGGUUCUCAUCUUUGUCAUCUGGGUCAGAGAAAGUGACCAACACCAAAGGCAAGAGCAUUACAGGAUGGCUGAAGCCAAGGCUGUUACGAACCCCGACGAGCGGGCCAGGCUGUCCAAUCUGAACCGGGAUGAGGAGUUCCGGACGCAGCGGCUGACCAACCAUAUGAAUUACGUCACAAUGGUCCUCGUGUUUCUGAUCACCGUCAUCAACAUGUUCAUCACUGGGUUCGGCAUCAAACUGGACUACGCGGAAACAAAGGCACCUCCUUAGUAGCUGCUGCUAGCCCGGGAAGGUCCAAGACUCUGACCAGUGAGAAUCGAUUUGUAAGGGCUGACAAGUAUGUGUGUCAUCGUGGGAUAAUGACAAGACUGUUGAGAUAUUUGGCACAAAUAACUGCAGUGUUAAGCUGGUAAACAUAUACGCUUUUUUUAAUGUACUUUCGAAAGGAGAAAGAAAGAGAAAGAAAGAGCAAUAGAGAGAGAAAGAGAGAAAGAAUGAGAGAGAGGGAGGUAGAGAAAUAGACAGGGAAAAAAAGGAAAGAGAAGUAGUCAGAAAGAAAUGAAUGAAAAAGAAAAGAACAACAUAAAUGAAAGGGAAAGAAGAGAGAGGGAGAGCGAGAGAGAAAUAAAAGAGAAAGAGAAAACAACAUGGAAAAUGAGAGAUAAAGAGAAAGAAAGAGAAAUGGAAAGAGAGAUAGAUUAAGAGAAGAACAGAGGAGAGAGAGAGAGACAGAGAAAGACGGCAGAAAAUCAAGACAUAAAAUUUUUUUUUAUCGAUUCAUGUUUUGUUAGGUACAAUAAAUAAUUGUUUGAAGUUUCAACAUGAUCCGAGAUUGGGUGUGGGAGACAUGAAGUGUACAGGCUUUAUACCCAGACAGAGUGAGUGAGUUGAUAUACGCUUUGUAAAGAGUGAGAGAAUUAUGAAGGAUCAAAGAAUGAAAAAAAACAACAACAACCUAUUAACAUUGUCUGCUACUAGUUUUCUCAAAUACAACAUUUAGACUUUAGUUUAUCUGCAAUACUCUGCUAAAGAAUGUUUUAAGAAUGAAUACUGUUAUUACUGCAGACACUUUAUGUCACAAAUUUCUGUUUCACUGAACCAUUGAAUAAAUAGACUCUCUCUCUAUAUAUAUUAAUUUAAUGUCAUUAAAAUCUACAUGAAAACAAAUGUCACUGCUUAUUUUAUACAAAUUUACCAAUGCAGUUAAAAUGUCAAGAGCACAAUCAACAUUAGUGCCACUGAACUACUUACCUAUAUAAAUCCUAGUUAAAAGGACAACAUCAUGUGGCAAUUAAUUAAUGUCUAUAAAUAGCUCUAGACUCACACUGACACGCAAACGAUAUAGCUAGGGGGGAUAACUGCCGCAUAACAAUGAAAUAUUAUUAACAAUGAGCAGGUGUAGUCACUUACAUGCUAACAACGUUAAAACAGUGUUACAAUGAGGAUAAUUAAAAAUGUUAGUGGCUCACUAAAUGUGGAACAGAAAAAAAAAAGCGCUACCAUCCUCUUUUAUUUCAAUAAAAUAAUGUUGGGAAAUGUCAUGAUCAAAGAAUCAUUGACUGACAAGCAUUGGUGCCUUAACAGCCAACAGUCAACCAAUAUGGCCGUCUACCGUUGGGAGCCCUCAGACAGGACAGGGGUGAAGAGCCCCAUGUCCAGGCCUGGUGGUUGGAUAAAAGCCUUUCUAACCAUCAACGCCGACGCCCUACUGGACUUCACUGAAGGUGCCUUAACAACAAUUCAUAGUAUUUAUACAAUUAGUAGGGUAUGUCCACCGACAUGUAUAUUGUCAAAGAUCUUGACCAUUUGUAUUAGCUAAUAUGUUUAAUUGAUCGGUGCGUGGCAGCAGGUCUAGUCCAUUGGUUUACUAGAACUACUAGUCCAAGUGUAGGUCAUUAGAGCGUGCCAGCUCAUGAGAACUAUCUCUCACGACAGAGUAAGUUGUGUUGCUUCGUACUAUGGAGUUGAUAUAGCGAUAUAAAAACCUCUCGUAGAUUAGACAUGCUACAAUAAUUGUUUACAUACGACUCUUAUAAGUGUGUGUGUGUGUGUUAAGGGUAAUUUAUGUAUGUGUUUUUUUUUGUGUUGUAUGUGUAUGACUAUAGGUAUGCGUCACUAAUGCGUGUUCCCAUUUCAUAAUGUACACAUGCAUACAACAUUCACGAGAACAAUAGUGGGACAGUGUUCAUUUUUUUUUCCUAUGGUUGCUCUAUGUUUUACUUUUUAAAAUAAAUGCGUUUGUGUGUGUGUGUGUGUGUUUGAUGUACACACUUGUUGUGAUAAUAUUAAACGACUUCACAUGAAUGCAUGGUAUACGUGAAGUGAACUCUACAAUUGUUAGACAUUCUAUAACUCGACUUUUUUUGUCUCUGUAUUAUAUUUCAUAUUUACAUAUUUCCUAUUACUGCAUGAAGUAUAUUCUAUGCAUAUUUUAUUUAUAGCGCUGUGUGAAAUGAAUACGAGUCUUUCAAUAAAACUACAUACAAUUUACA